AUGUACCCAAGCCAACGGAUCAAGCCUGCAAGAGUCCGAGAAACAUGUACGCCAGAUGUGGAGAUGGAAUCGGUGCGAUCGCCCAUCAGUCGACCGGAGUUCUUCGACCCUAAAGAAGCUGAUUUAAACGACUCAGGACAAGAGGAGUGGCGGCGUGCGAUUGUGGCCACCAUAGAGACGCAGCAGGAAGGUGGUGCAAUUCCCCGGCGCAUUCGGGUGUCGGCAAUGACGGAGCUGAAGGAAUUCAGUGGCAAAGAUCGAGACGAAGAUCGAGCCAGAAGCUGUAUCAACAAAGUCAAGUCGGCGUUCCUGCGCGAUCAGACUCCUGAUGAAGAAACGUGUUUGGUGUUCAGCGAUCUGUAUACGGGACCUGCGCGAAACUGGUACAACCAACUGAGCCAAUCUACCCGGCACAAAUGA
Molecule: messenger RNA, 420 nt
Organism: Peronospora matthiolae
Lineage: Eukaryota; Oomycota; Peronosporomycetes; Peronosporales; Peronosporaceae
Source: the annotation of a GenBank genome assembly